Messenger RNA from Notothenia coriiceps (black rockcod), 2623 nucleotides. RefSeq names its product NEDD4 E3 ubiquitin protein ligase a (gene nedd4a). Gene Ontology annotation, molecular function: sodium channel inhibitor activity; protein binding; ubiquitin protein ligase activity. Gene Ontology annotation, cellular component: cytoplasm. The transcript has 26 exons. Lineage: Eukaryota; Metazoa; Chordata; Actinopteri; Perciformes; Nototheniidae. Gene Ontology annotation, biological process: neuromuscular junction development; protein ubiquitination; receptor catabolic process. Bases 239 to 2623 code for a protein of 794 amino acids. The record is from RefSeq and is a predicted model, not a curated record.
AGGAAGGAGGAAGGAGGAAACACAGGAGGAAAAGGAGGAGGAUGGAUACAGUGAGUGACGACGGUGUCACAGAUUGCUACUUGGUCAGGUUCACGGUUUCUCCCAGCGUAAACACACAGAGGGCAUAACAGAGGCGAGCUAAACACCACGGGAGUCUAACGUUACCGGACAACUGUCUUUUUCUGGGUUCCUCUUCUUGUUGUUGUCGCUCCCUUGGAGGAAGAAGGGCGAGGAUAGUAUGGCUGCACUUUCUCCACAGAUGCGAGGACUUCACAUAGAUGAGGGAGAAUCCAGAGUCCUAAAAGUGAAAGUAGUUGCUGGAAUUGGGCUGGCCAAAAAAGAUAUACUUGGAGCCAGUGAUCCGUAUACUAGACUGUCCCUGUAUGACCCAAUUAAUGGAGAAAUCACAAGUCUUCAGACUAAAACAUUAAAAAAGACACUGGACCCAAAAUGGAAUGAAGAAUUCUUUUUCGAAGUUGAUCCCAGGAAGCAUCGUCUGCUGCUGGAGGUGUUCGAUGAAAACCGCCUGACACGUGAUGACUUCCUGGGACAGGUGGACGUCCCCUUAAAUCAGAUACCGACAGAAAAUCCUAACACAGAAAGACCAUACACAUUUAAGGAUUUUCUGCUUCACCCACGAAGCCACAAGUCCAGGGUCAAAGGUCACCUGCGUCUCAAGAUGACCUACCUGCCCAAAGACCCAGGUUCAGAGGAGGAAACGGUGGAGCAGACUGAGGACACGGAUCCCAGUUGGGAGUAUCUGGAGGCUCAGGACAUGUCGGGUCCCAGGCAGAGCCAGCUGCUGCCCGCUCUGCCCCCUGGCUGGGAAGAGCGGCAGGACAACCUGGGGAGGACCUACUUUGUCAAUCAUGAGAGCAGAAACACACAGUGGCAGCGGCCCACAGUCCUGGACGAUGACCUGCAGAUACAAAGAAGACAGAACAAUGAUAUGGACGUGGAGCAGGCUUUUAUUACACGCAGACAGAUCUCAGACCACGAUGAGAACACCACACGAGAGUCUCCUGAGAGCUGGGAGAUCAUUACAGACGACGAGUCCACCUUGUACCACAGCAACAGCAACAGCCAGGUCAUGUCACCUCCACCCCACGGCCCUGAGGAGUUCCUCCCAUUUCGUGAAGAUCUGAGAAAUUCCCUUGUUUCUGCGUCCACAGCUGGCGAGCUGCGAGCCAACCAGGCGGAUCAUGCAAGUAAUUCAAGCCAUUCCAGUCGCAGAGGAAGUGCCCAGACUUCAACCAGAGAGGAACAUCCUGUUAAUCCUGUGCUGGUUCCUACCUCGACUGGGCUGCCUGCAGGCUGGGAGGAGAAGAGAGACAGUAAAGGAAGACGCUACUUUGUUAACCACAACAGCCGAACCACCUCAUGGACGCGGCCCCUCGUUCAGAGGACCCAAGAAGCCCCAGCCGUGGCCCCAGCCAUGGCCCCAGCCGUGGCCCCAGCCGUGGCCCCAGCUGCAGCACAGAUUGGUGCAGGGGCUCGUCAGAGCGCGACCCCGCCCUUACCCCCCGUGUCUCCUGAAGAGUCUCCUCAGCAGACCCCGAGCCCCGAGGCAUCUCAGGACUCUGCCUUCCUGCCGGCCGGUUGGGAGGUCCGCAGCGCUCCCAGUGGAAGACCUUUUUUCAUCAACCACAACACUAAAGCUACUACCUGGGAUGAUCCCAGGCUGAAGAUCCCUGUGCAGGCGAGGAGGCGACCCUCACUCGACCCAUCUGAUCUCGGCCCUCUGCCGCCUGGCUGGGAGGAGAGGGUCCACACCGAUGGGAGGAUUUUCUACAUAGAUCACAACACCAGGAUCACACAAUGGGAUGAUCCCAGAUUACAGAACUCGGCUAUAACCGGACCAGCAGUGCCUUAUUCCAGAGAUUAUAAACAGAAGUAUGAAUACUUCAGGAAGAAGCUGAAGAAACCGGCUGACAUCCCAAACCGCUUUGAGAUGAAGAUGAGACGAAAUGCAGUUCUGGAGGACUCGUACCGACGCAUCCUCUCCGUGAAGAGGGCCGACCUGCUGAAGGCCCGGCUGUGGGUGGACUUUGAGGGAGAAAAGGGUCUGGACUACGGCGGCCUGGCCAGAGAGUGGUUCUUCCUCAUGUCCAAGGAGAUGUUCAACCCGUACUACGGCCUGUUCGAGUAUUCUGCCACGGACAACUACACAUUGCAGAUUAACCCUAACUCAGGUUUAUGUAACGAGGACCAUCUGUCCUACUUCAAGUUCAUCGGCCGCGUGGCGGGCAUGGCCGUGUAUCAUGGCAAACUGCUUGAUGCUUUCUUCAUUCGGCCGUUCUACAAGAUGAUGCUGCAGAAGCCGAUCACUCUGCAGGACAUGGAGUCUGUUGACAGUGAAUAUUUCAACUCCUUGAUGUGGAUUUUGGAGAACGACCCGACAGACUUGGAUUUGAGGUUCACCAUCGACGAAGAGCUCUUUGGACAGACUCACCAGCAUGAACUGAAGCCGGGCGGCGCAGAGAUUGUCAUCACUAAUGAAACCAAGAAGGAAUACAUCCAUCUGGUGAUGCAGUGGAGGUUUGUGAACAGGAUACAGAAGCAGAUGACUGCUUUCAAAGAGGGAUUUUUUGAGCUGAGAGGGGGACGGUACAGCAGUGGGUGA